Molecule: messenger RNA, 1959 nt
Organism: Amphibalanus amphitrite
Lineage: Eukaryota; Metazoa; Arthropoda; Thecostraca; Balanomorpha; Balanidae
Product: heart- and neural crest derivatives-expressed protein 2-like
Exons: 2
Coding region: 301-1077 (258 amino acids)
Biological process (GO): developmental process; regulation of transcription by RNA polymerase II
Molecular function (GO): DNA-binding transcription factor activity, RNA polymerase II-specific; protein dimerization activity; RNA polymerase II transcription regulatory region sequence-specific DNA binding
Source: RefSeq, a predicted model, not a curated record
GCGCAUAUCUUUCGCUACCAAGGCUCCUGGACCGCGACUCGUAUCAGCCCAGCGCCAGGCCCGUCCCAAGAGAUAGGGUGAAGGAGGCGGGGGUGGGUGGUGGGUGGUCGCCGGUCACCACGAACGCCCCUCCCCUCCACUUCCGGCCCCCGCGGCGCGGCCAGCCGCCAUUGGAGGCGGCCUCCAACCGGCGGCCGGUGCAUAUGCGCGAUCGCGGCCGGCGACCAAUGAGCGGCGCGGUGGGCGGAGCCAGGCGCGCAGGCGCCGCCCCCGCUCUGGCGGCCGAGGUGGCGAUGACGAAUGCCAGAGAAGGCUGGCGAGCGUCCGUCGUUGGCGGCAGCGAGCGCGCGCGGUGCCGGGUUUACGUCUGUCUGUCCGUGCAGCGGUCUGCGGAGCGCGCCUGCAGCGGCGCCGUGUUUGCCGGCGGCGCGUCUGGACCUUGUCAUGUCGGCGCAGCCAGCGGCAGCGGCCGGCUUCGCGGCGGCGGCGGCGGCGGCCGGGUUCGGCGCCGGGCCCGAGCCGGUGGCCGGCUACCCGUACUACCCCUCACCGCCGGACGGCUACUACUCGCUGCAGGGCUGGGGCUACCCGGCCGACAUGUCGCCGUCCGAAUACAGCCCGCCGCCGCCGCCGCCGGCGCCGCCCGGCUACCCUGUACUCCCGGCCGGACAGUACCCUCCGGAGGCGUACGGCGGCCUGCCCGCCGGCUGGGACACCGCCCCGCCGCGGCCCGGCUCGCGCGGAGCCAAACCCAAACGGGGCGCCAACAAGAAAGAGCGCCGGCGCACGAUGAGCAUCAACAACGCGUUCGCCGAGCUGCGCGAGUGCAUACCGAACGUGCCGGCCGAUACCAAGCUGAGCAAGAUCAAGACGCUGCGGCUGGCGACGAACUACAUCGUGCACCUGAGCGCCAUCCUGCAGUGUGACAGCGAGACCGUGCCCGAGUUCAAGGCCGAGCUAAAAAAGACGGACUGCAGCGACGAUAAGCGAAAACUGGCGCUGCUCGUGGAACAGGAACAGAAGGCCAACGGUCGGACCGGCUGGCCCCAGCACGUCUGGGCGCUGAAGCUCAAAUAAACGUCACACUCCCUUCAACGUCACACUCUUCUUCACGGUGGCGCAGCUCGAGCGUCGCUGCAAUCACCUCUCGACUGGUACCGAUAAAGGGCAGUAUCUCCCUCCAGAGGUCAACAGAGCUCACAUGAGUUCGUAACAUCUAAGCUCGCAGAGAUUGGCGCGGCUGUAGUGCCGGACUUCCUGCGCUGGACGCUGGCGAUGGCGUCUGGCAUACGAUCUGUGGCGACGCGGUGUGGCUGUUCAGAGCUCUCUCAGUGGGAGAGAAAUAGUCAGUGACAUUGACAGAGGUGCAAGCAAAUGACAACUUUCAGGCGGCGCUUGCAGUGGCUCACUCAAAUCCGCAACUGCAGACGGGAGAGACUGGGAUGACAGCCCCGAACACUGUGACCGGAAGAGUAUUGGUGUCUGAUUUUGUUACAUUGUUAUUUGUUUUAUGAUUUAGUCAUGUCAAAGUGUCGUGAUGUGGAUGCAAAGACUAGCGCUAAGAUGACCGCAGCUGCGUCUGUGUUAUUGUGCAAGCCAAUCAACAAAUCAUAUGACGUGGGCGUGUGGGUGUGUGCAAGAGGUAAUCAAAAUAUCGGGAAAUAGGUAAUGCGUGGGCGUGAGAGAACCCUGUAAAAUAAAGUUAACUCGAGUCUCGCAUGUUGUGGGUGCAGGUCGGACUGAGCUCUGGUAAUGAUCUGUGCGCCCUGUGAAGGUGCUUACUGCACAGGCCCCAUGUAGCCGGUGUUACCUGUGUUUGCUGUAGCUCUGUGAAUGCCGAAUGGGAUGGCUGACCGCAACCGAGGCAGCCAUGCUAUUGUGUGUGUUUGUGUCUGUAUGGGAGCGGCUCAUUGAACCUUGUCUGAUUCUCAAUUAUAGAAAUACAGUCGGUGAAACUAG